GUGAAUGGGACUGAUUGUUGAAUCCAAGAGCCGAUCUUUCUUUACUUGGGGAACCGUUUUUCUACACAUCAUGCCAAGCAAACUUUAAUUUUCCACCAAUUAUGUCCUCUUUUUCUGAAGAGACUGAACGUCUCUUAUUUCUUAUGGAGAGUGUGAUUGUUCUAAAAACAUUGGAUUUAAAAUAGCAAAGAUAAUGCACAGCAAAAGAUUUGGAUACGGAACCAAAUUACGGAAUAUUUUUGGUGCAUUUGCUGUAUAUCUUUUCAUACAGCUAACACGGGUUGCAGCUGCUUGUAGCAUACGCACAAAAGGAUCUUUAUACCCUGCGGUUUAGAAGGCAUUAGUUAAUGAAUUCCACAUGGAUACCAAUUGCCUUGUAGUUCUCCUUUUUUGCUGGAAGAUAUUGGCUACCUGUGUCAGGAACAUUGCCUCUUUGCCACCAGCCAUGAACAUUUUCCAUUGACAUCUGAGGCAAGCAGCUGUAGCAAGGAAGAAACAGGUGAGGACCCAGCUCUUGGUCUCACUCAUCAAAAUUCCACUGGACCCUUAGAGGUGGAGAUGAGAGGUUCAGAAGAUGUAUCAUCAGGAAGAGUUUUGAAUCGGUUGAUGCAUGAGCGGUUAAGAUAUGGGAACCCAAAUGAGAACAUGAAUUUUUUAGCAAUACAGCACCAAGCCACAGGGAGCACAGGGCCACCAAACAUCCCCAGUAGUUCUCUAGCUUCUACAGAAAACCUUGCCCAGGACAGCUCACAAAUGGUUCAACAGAUAGCACGGCAAGAACCUCAGGGCCAAGAACACCAAGUGGAUAACACUGUGAUGGAGAAGCAGGCAAGAGCUGCCCAAUCACAACAGACCAGUGAGGAACUUCCCACCUAUGAGGAGGCAAAGGCUCAGUCACAGUUUUUCCGGGGGCAGCAGAAAGGAGCUGUGGGACCCAACUUUUAUGGCAGUGGAGGGGCAAGUCAAAAGUCAAGAACAGAAGGCAGGCCUACUGUUACCCGGGCAAAUAGUGGGCAGGGACAUAAGGAUGAGGCACUUAAGGAACUUAAGCAAGGUCAUGUUCGCUCUCUAAGUGAAAAAAUAAUGCAGCUUUCACUGGAGACAAAUGGUGCUAAACAUCAUUCACUGACCUCAGGAGGAAAUCUUCCAUCCCAAGUAAUUAAUAAGGGAUUCAGGAAUGGAGGACUGCCACCUGUCCCACCUGCUGCAAAGGGACUGGAACUUCGAGGUCCACCACCAGACUAUCCAUAUAAGGGUAAACCAGUGACAUCACCUUUGAGCAAUCCUAAUGAACAUGGACAUUACUUCAUUGACCAACAUUCUGGAAUAAUUCAAGACAGCCACAAGGCAUACCCAAUGCCUCAACCAGCUAGAACAGAAAUGACUAUCCACAGACACCAGCAUCCUCCAGAAUAUGGUGUUAUGAGUCGACAGUGCCAGGUGGCAUACCAGCCAGCACCGCUGCAACAGCACAGCCCUAUGUCAUCACAAGCGUCUUCAGUAAGUACCUCCAUCCAUUCAGUAGCUGGGCCUCCACCACUACAAGCACAAGGCACACACCAGUCAUUGCAGGCAGCAGCAGCAGCAAACCCUCAGCUUUCUGCAGACACAGUCACCAUUGUGGAAAGAGCACAACAGAUGUUUGAGACAUUAUCUGAGGAAAACCGAACGCUUCGAAAAGAGCUGGAAGGUUAUAGUGAAAAAGCUGCCAAGCUUGAAAAGUUUGAGACUGAGAUUCAGAAGAUCUCUGAAGCAUAUGAUAACCUAGUGAAGUCAACCACCAAACAAGAAUCCCUGAAUAAAACAAUGAGAAACAAAUUAGAAGGGGAAAUUAGAAGGCUUCAUGAUUUCAACAGAGAUCUCAGAGAUCGACUAGAGACUGCCAACAAGCAGUUAGCCAACAGGGAUUACAGCGCGAAUGAAAAUACAUCAAUGGAUGGCAGUUAUGGAUCACUGAGCAGAGAGUACACAAAGGAGAAGGAGAAAGAGAAGCUGGAAGUGGAGCUUGCAAUGCUGCGGUCAAGCAAUGAGGACCAGAGAAGGCAUAUUGAAAUCCUUGACCAAGCACUAAGCAAUGCCCAAGCCAAGGUGGUCAAAUUGGAGGAAGAGUUACGGAAGAAACAGAUAUAUGUUGAGAAAGUCGAGAAGCUACAGCAAGCCCUGACCCAACUGCAGGCAGCGUGUGAUAAAAGAGAACAGAUGGAAUGUAGACUACGUACACGGCUGGAAAGGGAGUUGGAAUCUUUGAGAACACAGCAGCGUCUUGGAGGCCAGCAACCAGCUACUGUGCCUGGGUACAAUGCCCCAGCUCUGAUGGAGCUUCUGAGGGAGAAGGAGGAACGAAUCCUGGCUCUGGAGGCAGACAUGAUGAAAUGGGAGCAGAAGUAUCUGGAGGAGAGUGCCAUGAGACAUUUUGCGAUGGAUGCUGCAGCCACAGCGGCAGCUCGAAGGGAUGCAACUAUAAUAAACCAUUCUCGCCAUGGCAGCUACAGUGAAAGUUCACUGGAAAAUCGAUUAUGCAAAGAAGAAGAGGAGAUAAUGCAACCCAACAGGAAGUGUCAAGAUAUGGAACACAGAAUCAGGAAUCUACAUGCACAAAUCAUUGAAAAAGAUGCCAUGAUAAAAGUGCUGCAGCAACGAUCCCGAAAGGAAAUUGGGAAGGUUGACACAACCCAGCUGCGACCUGCUAGGUCAGUCCCCUCUAUAGCAGCAGCAAGUGGCAUGCAUUCCCGUCAGACCUCUCUUACAAGCACACAGAUCGCUGAAGAGAAGAAGGAAGACAAGACCUGGAAAGACAGCACUGGAUUGUUCACAAGCAAAGACAAUGCUGAAAACAUACCACCUCCACAACUGCCACUGAUAUCUUUAUCAACAGCUGGUCCAUCUACACCAAUCAUUACAGCUCAUUCUAAAACCGGAAGUAAAGACAGCAGCACUCAGACGGAAAAAAGCUCUGAACUCCUUUGGCCUGCAUCUGCUACUAUUCCUUUAAGAGGGAGGUUAAGCACUACUCCGUGUAGCAGCCCAAUUCUCCGACAUACUUUAUGCAGAGGCAACACAGAAAAGCAAGCAGAUAUGCCCUACAAUUAUGGAAAGUCAUAUGACAUCAGGGCCAAAACCAACACCAUAAAUCACAGACCUGACUUCCCAGAUCCUGAUCUGGUUGAAAUCCUAAUAUAGAAUGUCAUCUCAUCCAUGCCAGUAUUAUAAAACACGGUUAAAUUUCAAGUGGAAGAGCUUUGUUUAGAAUCUUUGGAUGGAAUGUAGCUUCAAGCAAAGUGUAAAGAAAACGUUUGAAAGCAAAUGCAUAUCCAUAAUGAAAAGAUUCAGUGGAAAUGGAUUAUAGAGUGGAUGUUAAGAAGAAGGUAGCCAAAGCAGGUCUUGAGACUGAGUGGUCAAGACAAGUGAUGAUGAGCAGAAACAAUUUUUGAAUCCUCCAGAAGUGGAAUGCCAUAAAUAAAGAAAGUCGACUGGAGCAUUUGUCAUUUUGUGGAUUGUGAACUACAGAGAAGGAUAAGCAGUGAUGUAUAUAUGUACGUAGCUAUACUAGGCAUAAGGAAAACAUAUUUAUUCUCUUCAAUGACUUAGCAUGAAAAAAACAAAAAAGGCUUUCUUGUUUUGCAAUUCCUGUCAUACAGUAGUUUACUGCAUUUGACAAAUUGUGGAACAUGUGUGAGACAGAGGAAUGAUGGUGGUGCGUGCAUUAUGUCGUAAAGAUAACACAUAUCUUAACAGUGUUUUGAUUCACAAAUCAUGUCAUGCAGUAUUACAUUAUACACAGUGUACAAAUUUACAUGGGUUUUGAAUAUUUUUACGACUUGUUUGUCAUCAAAACUGCUGUGUGGAAACAAAUAACGGGCAGAUAUUUUCAUUAUCGAAGUCAGCUUCCCUUAUAAGAGCUGUCUUUACGUUUACAAAGGUACAUUUCAAAUACUUCAGCAUGGAGAAGCCACUGCAUAUUUUUAAUGAAACUGCAAAGUUGCAUUUUAUGUUUUAGUUUUAUUAAGGGAAUUUGUUCCUCACUAGGACAGUUUGCCAAUUUUCCAGUCUGGUAAAGAGUUAAGGGCUAAUUUAUUAUAGUUUGCCAAUUAUUUUUUUCAGUAUUUGCUUCAAUUGUAUGCAUUUGUAUACUUAUGAAAUUGUUUCAGAAGAAGAAAACCAAUAUUUUAUUUAAAACUUAAGAUCAAUUAUUAUAAUGUGGAAAAAAACUUAAAGCAACACUGCAGUUUCGAGUGGCAUUUUGAAACGUGUUUUUAAUUGGAGUAUAUCAAAAGUCAAUCUACUUGUAUUUUGCUGUACCUGCUGAGUGCAUUGCAGGGAGGUUUUCCACUUUCCCCACUGUUAUGUUACCAUGAUGCUGGCAUAUAGAAGUGGAAAUGUGGGUACCCAAGCCCUGCAUAUAGGAGAUGGGGGGGGGCUUGCCAUCUUAUAAAAUAUGUUUUCUUUCUUUUGUAAUGUUUUAAAGUAGAAAACCUGAAUAGUAAUUGUAGUAUGAUGACUCCUUAUAAUAUAAAGUCGCUCUGUGCACAGUUUGUUUUUAUCUCCACACAAACCACAGUAUGUGGCCCAGUUGCAUGCAUGUCAGAGAUUCAGUGGUUGUUGUUGUCAUCAUCUCCCCUUUUUUUCUAUUUUUACAUGGUUGCAGGGUGUCGCAUUAACAUUAGUUAUGUGACCAAACCACCAAAAGCCAAUGUUUACAUCACGGAGUGGCUAGCUGUGAUACAGCACCCAUCCACAUAUGUCCAUUUCAAGUUAUUUGGUUUGAACUGCUGCAGCCACACAGUAUUAUGUAUGGCUGAGACAAGCUGGGUCUUAACCUGCAGACAGAUGUGAUAAACCAUGUAAUGCUACCUGGGAAGUUUCCCCAUAGCUGUUACUUUCAUUUAUUUUUAUUUUGUUAUAUAUAUAUUGUUACCCAGGUGCCAUUUUCAGUGGAAAACCAGGAAUGCUACCUGGUUAUGUGACUUUCUGAAAGUAACGCAGUAGGCAAAUGGAGGCUGAGAGAAUCAAACCCAGUGACUACGUGAUGAAGUUCUUUCCUGAUGUUUUAAGAUCAGCAUUCAUUUCCUUUUUUUUUUCCAAAAAACUAGGUAAAUCCGUAUUCAUGGGAAUAAAAAAAAAAUAGCUGAAAAAGUACCUUUGGGCUCUUCUUAAAAAUAAUAACAUUGAAGUUGCCUGAAAUGAAACACAAGUCACAGCACAGAAGCUCAAUCACACAAGCAAGUUGCAAAAAGCUGUCUUAAAUGUUGUGGGGUGAAGUAAACACCUUUUCUGAUAUUCUCCAUCUGUUUCAGCUACACUGCUUUAAAAAUAUUUGUUGUAACCUUUCAAGUGUUAAGCCAGUUCACUCAUAGUUCAGAAGCAGACUAAAGAGAUUUCUUCUGUGUGACACGUUUAGCUGGAACUUUCAAAAAAAUAUGUGCCCCCUUUUUUGGAACUAAACCACUGAUGAACUAUAAUUUCCUGUCUGCACUGGCUGUACUUUUCUGCCCUUGGUGUCAUUUUACAUUUUUCUGGCUAUUCUGUGUGGAGUGCUCUGCCAAGUGAUUAUUUACAAUUUGAAUAGUUUAUACACUACUGCACUACCUUUUCAGGACACAAUCAGAUCAAAUAAGAAACUCUUAUCCAAAAGAGAUUUUUUUUUUCUAAAACCAGAAAGAGAGACACAAGGUUUGCCUGUUAAUACAUGCCUUGAGCUGAUCUGACUAGCAUAGAAAUUAGACUGAUCCAUUUCCUGCCUCUUUAUUGCAGUAUUAAAUUACACCAAAAGCAACAAAGCUAUCCCACAUUUCAGUAUUCCAGCACUUUAUUAAUAUCUCAGAGGCUGUGCACAUACAUGCAUAUGCCAGUUUUGCAUUUUAAAUGUUUUCAGUAUGCCAUCUGGACAAAUCUUCUAUAAAUGAGUAUAAGCUCUUCUUUUCUAAAAGAAAGUAAAAAGUAAACUGCUAAAAAUGUGUCAUUUUCAUGGUUUUACAUGUCUCCUGGCUUAUUAUAGCCUUUCAUUUUCAGUGCAAAAGGAAACAAAUGCACUACUGUUUUUUUGCAUGGCAGUAUAGCAGUAUUCUUGUUUAGAGGAGCUUCUGCAUCAGUUUUUGUGGCAGUAAACAAAAGGAGUAGUCAUAAUUUGAAAAGGAGUUACAUAAUCUCUAUGAUGGACUGGCAUCCUGCCCAGGAUUGGUUGUUGGUGGCUCUUGCCUUUGGUGCUAAAAGAUCAGAAGACUGAGGGUUCUAGUCCCACUGUUGGUACUUGGAUUUGUUUCCUAAUACUGACACUGCAGUGCAGCUUAAGGGGAAAGGUGCUGAACCCCUGAGUGUGCCAUCCUUUGGAUGACCUAUUUUGACAGUAGCUCAGGUGGAUAUAAAAGAUCCCACAACACUUAUCAAAAAGAGUAGGGUAAGUUUCCCCAGUGCCCUGGAUAAAUUUCACCUAAUGAAUAUGCAUAACCCCCUGGGCUCCCCUAAAAUGAGGCUGCUAUUCUAGUGGGACUAACCUGGUCAGCAAACUUAAAUAAAUAAAUUAUACCAAUUGGGUGCCAGAAUGGAUGCCAGGUUUCCCACAACCCUGAGUAAGGAUAAAUUGGGCAUUGGAAAAUUAAUAACUUAAUAAAUUAUAUAAGGCAGAAAUAAAAUAAAGUAUUUAACAAAAUUUUAUUUAAAAAAGUAUAUCAUUAUAAGUCCUGCACAACUACAUUUUAACAUAUUCAGUAAGCUGUUUAGAACUGGCAUCUUGUUGUUGUCUUUGUCAUAAAACUAACUUCUCAAGAAGGCUGGUGUGCAUGGACCUAUCAGUAUGGAGCUUGCAUAGAACAGUCCUACUACAUCUUCUCGAGGCAUCUGAGCUUAUAACAGAAAAACUCAACAAUAUUUCCUCAUAUCAUAUUAUAUACACUUGAAUUCUCAGGAAUGUAUACCACAGACAUUUGAGCUCAUAGGCAAUACCAGCAAGUGUAACAUUUUUUUUACAAAAUAUUUUUUGCAAGGGGAAUCCCUCUGCCCCCCUCCCCAAGUGGGGUACAAGUCUUCCAUCCCUCCCAAGUUUUAUUCCUCUGAAUCUGAGGUGACUGCGCCUUAAAGUAAAAGUAAUCACUGACAAGCAGUGUAAAUGUCUCACUUCCUUCUGAAGAGUGUGACAAUGGAUGACACACACAACCAAUAGCAUUUAUUUCAUAUAUGUUCUGAGGAAAACUAAAACAAAUAUGUGAAGACUCAACCUAAUGUGCUCAAGCAUGUGUGAUAUGAGCUCAGGUGAGCCAAGCAAGUGAGUAUAAGCCAUAUAGAACUCCCUCUUACUGCACAUGGAGGAUGUUCCUAGGUACAAGCCCAAUGGGCAAGUGCCUUACAAGCCUGGGUGCCCAGUAAUACCUGUGUACCGCAUGACCCAGUGUGUGUUAGUGAAUUUAUGAAAGGGCAUAUUUUUGGUAAUGUAGCCAUUUUGUAAGGGGCUGAUUUUAGGUAAGCGUUGAAUAUGUUUUACAUACCCAUGUUAGCCAUUCAGAUUUUUGGUUUUCUGAAGGUGUUUCUUGGUGUUAGCUCACAGUUUCUGGUGAAUUUCUAGGACUGGUGUUUGCAUUUAGGGACUUAUACUGGCACCUUUGUUUGUUAUUUCUGAAGUAAUUCUGCAAGGUGCUUAAGCAUAUUAUGUGAAGUUGUUAAAAACAGGCCAGGAAAAAAACGACAGCAGACAAUUGCAAUACUAACUUAAUCCUGGGUCCAUUACUAUAUUCCUAUGACAACGCCAAAAGUAAGUCCAUUCAAGUGAGUAGAUGCUCAGGGCUUGAAAGUGAUAGGCAGCUCCUUAACCUCAGAAGUUUGUUAUCACAGUUUACUUAAUAUGUUCUGUUCAGCUACAGGUAAUAAUAUGUUUCCUAGUAAACAGCAGAAUAUCUGGUUGCUAAUAACAUUUACUUCAGUCGCUUUUUUUUUCAAAAAAAAAAAAAAAGAAAAGUGUGGUAAUUAUUUAUCUUUGGUGGGUGCCACAAUACUUUGCACAGUUGUGCUGUUUUUACAUUGAUUUGAAAGCCAUGUUUUCAGUAGACCAGAAUACCUGUUAGCAGCAGGCAUAGUAAAUGAGCAAAACUGAAUAAGUACUAAUUAUGUAAAAGGUCAGGAUGAUGUAUGACUGAAAAGGUUUCAGGAAAAAUUAUUAUUCAUGUUAUAAAUAGCUGCAAAAAGUUGUAAUGAAUAUGGUAAAACAUAAGCAGGGCAGUAAAAUGGUACAGUACUUAGUAUAAAUGUGUCACAAAAUGUGGUGCUUCACUUUUUAUCUUGGCUAGGGUACCUCCUUUACAGAGUUUGUAUGUCCAUCUUUUUUUUUUGGGGGGGGGGGGGCUUCAGUUUUCUGUGUCAUUCCAGAGAUGUGCAGGACAGUGAACUGAAAAUUUUCAGACUGACUUACGCUCAUCUCCCUGCGACUCUAAUUUGGAUUAGGUCGGCAUUAAAAAAUGGCUGGAUACUUUUAAAGUAUGUAAGAAUGCUGACGUGCAUACCAAAGGCAAAGCAAUGUUUAGGUUUCAUUUGAGUUGUUGGGCAGUAGACCCAUAGUGGUCAGUGCAUUAUUUAUUUUUUUUAUUUAUUUGUUAACUAGGUAAUUCAUAUAGACACAGAUGCAUCGUUUCAUGUGCAAUCCAAGUGAGCUGUAUAGUUAAGUAAUUUGUUUAGUAAUACAGUAGGCAAUGCAAGAGAAACAAGGCCUGAAACUCAGGACUACAGAUUUACUAGUUUGUUCAUUACCUUUAAUUAAAAUCUAAAUUUAUUCUGACAGUGGCAUACCUGUAUGUUCAUUACCAGCUACUUAGCAGGAUAGCUUGUUUCAUUUUGCAACAACAUCAGGGGCAACUUUUCCAGAAUGAUUAUGUUGCACAUACUGUCUGCAUGGCAGAAACCUUAAAAAAAAAAACAGAUAUGUAGAUGACUGAGUUUCCCAUUUCCAUCUACUAAAAUGAUUGUCUAGUACACUAACCAUCUAUGAAGCAACCACGCACGAAGCUUUCAAACCGAAGCAAGGCUGAACUGCAAUGGCUAGUAUAUAUGUGAUGUAGUUGAUAAGUAUGCUUUGUAUUUAAAAUGUGUAUAUGCACUUACAGUAUGUUUCAUUGUAAAUAUUUGUUGUGCCAGUGCCUUAUUUUUUAUGUUUAAAUGAGCAGUAUGCAAGAAAUGUUUAUAUAUAUUUUUAAUGUUGUCAGAUUUACACAGCAAAACAGGAAAUGUGCUUUUUUUAAACUAUUACUUCAUGUGCACUUUGAAAUGUUUUGCUUUGAUUUUUGUUUCUUUUUCUUAAUGCAGGUAUUAUUUUUCAACUCCUAGAAUUAGACUUUCUUAUGUGUUUAUGUGUGUACUUCAAAUACGAAAAUACUCCAUCACAACAAAUGAAAGUUUGUUUUUAAAGCAUAUGAAACAGAUGUAGUUCAUUUCUCCAGAAUGUUAAGUAAAUGGUGAAGGUAAUCCAUAGGUCAGCCUUUGAAUUAACUAUAGCUUGAUCAUUUACUCAGGUCAAGACACACCUUUUGAAAAAUAUGUAAAUAAGAUAUUAAACAAGUAAGUUUGUGAGAGAGACUGAUUAACACAUUAUAUGUUAACUUGUAUGAUAAUGAGUUGAAAGUCAGCACUGCGUACUUUUGGAGGAAUUGAAAGGAGAAAUAGUACUGUGGAUUGCAAGGUUGAUAAUGUCUGAAUAUAUGCCCAGUCUACUGACUUUCAGCAUGCUACAAAACUGCAGAAAGAUCAGACAUGAAAGGCCUCAGGUUUAUUCAUUCAUCAUAGUGCUGUUACUAUGAUAAUGGGUCAGUUCAAACCUCUCAAUGGUUGUUCAGUAACUGAUAAGCAGUAUUGUUUAUUUUUAAAGACAAAUAUUCAAGUUGACUGUUACUGUAUUUAUAGCAAAUAUCAUGUGACUAGACAAAGAAAUACAUUGAUUAGAAAAAACUGAAUAGCUGCUGCUGUACAUCUGCUGUGCCUAGUUGGCAUUCAAAGCCAUCUUUAAAAGCACAGCACGUUUCACUGCCUAUCGUGUAUGGUGCUCUUGACCAGUAACUCAUGUGAUAGUUUUAAGACUUCUGAUUUGGACUGAACAUAGUUUAUUCUGAUCCAUGAGCAAGGAUGUGGGCCGCCACUUAAUGUGUAGCAUGUCAGUGUUUUAUGUUACUUGUACAAGGACUGUCACAUAAAGCAAUAUGAUUUUUUUAAAGCCUGCUUUGGAUGGAAGUUUCUACCCUCACUGUCUUCCACACAUAUAGAAAAUUAAAGGAGAGGGCAAGAACAGAAUUGUAUUUACAUUUAAGAAUGGAGCGUGGGAAUCAGUAAACUUAGCUGAAACAAGCAUUGUAAUACAUCAAAAUAUAGUUCUAAACAUGAUCAACAGCCUUUCCCAAGUGCCAAAUGAACCUGAGAUCAUUUGCACCAAUGACAAAAACAGCUUGCUUUAAAGAAGAACUUUUUGAAUAACUGAAGUUGUUUCUUACACUAUUGCCAUUUUUUGAUAUAACACUUGGUGUACCUUUAUCUAAUAAUAAACAUAGAAGAGAUGGUUUAAGAUUUUGUGACAGUACUAUGUUCACAGUCACAAAAAGUGUUCUUAUUUUACUGCCAGAUUGUCAAAUUGAUAGAAAAUGUUGUUUCAAUGUUGUAUGAUUUUGUGCAGUGCUUUUUCCAAUAAUUUCUGUUUCUAUAAGAUGAUGUAAAAUAUUAAUAACUGAUAGUUGUAUAGUGUGGGCAAUGUACAGCAUUGUACAGAAAGAUGGAUGUUUGUACAUAUGAAAAAAAAAGAGUAUUGUAAGUCAUUUCGUUUCCUAUACUGUCUGCCAGCCAAAGGUCUUCCUGUAGGUUGCUGCUUGAAAGAAGUAUCUUUAUAAUGUAAAUAAUAAAUAUGUAUUGCGCAUUUUCUUUA
This is a messenger RNA of Protopterus annectens (West African lungfish), 10882 nucleotides long. It is a transcript of the gene AMOTL1, whose product is annotated as angiomotin like 1. The record is from RefSeq and is a predicted model, not a curated record. The transcript is spliced from 13 exons. Gene Ontology annotation, biological process: establishment of cell polarity involved in ameboidal cell migration; hippo signaling; angiogenesis. Gene Ontology annotation, cellular component: bicellular tight junction; plasma membrane; cytoplasmic vesicle. Bases 559 to 3180 code for a protein of 873 amino acids. NCBI's taxonomy places the organism in Eukaryota, Metazoa, Chordata, Ceratodontiformes, Protopteridae.